Messenger RNA from Clonostachys rhizophaga, 750 nucleotides. The record is from the annotation of a GenBank genome assembly. Lineage: Eukaryota; Fungi; Ascomycota; Sordariomycetes; Hypocreales; Bionectriaceae.
AUGGCUAUCAUAUCCACCGCCACGCCUCCUGGCGAAACGGGGCUCGCUAGUAAGCCCUCGAAACCCUUUCGCAAACAGGCCUAUUCUUUCAGGCUUCGCAGAGAGGCCGAAGCCAUGAACUACGUACGAAGUCACACCUCGAUCCCAGUACCGUCCAUUCUCGACAUGCAUUUCGGCGUGAGCGACCACGAGCCGGGCUGGAUUUUGAUGGAACGAGUCCCCGGACGACAGUUAGAUGAGGCAUGGCCGAUAAUGUCUGAAACAGCAAGGGCACAAACGAUCUCUGAGCUUCAAUCAUACGUAUGCCAGUUGCGCCGCCUUCGCCCAUCUGGACCUGGCUGGAUUGGUUCCUGUUCCGGAGGGCCCGCGUAUGACCAUCGGCUGGAUAACAUGGCUACCUGUGGCCCAUUUGCGUCUGUUGCCGAGUUUCACGACUUCCUUGUUGGCCCUGUUAAGAAUUGUCCACGGCCUGAAUGGGUGGCUAAAUAUCGCAAUAUGCUCCCCGAUAACUAUCGCAUAACAUUUGCGCAUGCAGAUCUUUCAUGGGAAAAUGUUCUUCUUGACCCUACAACAGGCUCCGUCACCGGAAUCGUGGACUGGGAAAUGGCGGGUUUCUGGCCCGAGUGGUGGGAAUACAGAAAGGCUCUGUUUGGUUCACGGUCUCGACAAUGGUGGAUUGAAAUCGUGAAGCAAAUUAUGAAGGAGUAUCAGCACGAAACUGAAGCUGACAUGGAACUCGAAAUGUUCUAG